This is a messenger RNA of Echinostoma caproni, 537 nucleotides long. NCBI's taxonomy places the organism in Eukaryota, Metazoa, Platyhelminthes, Trematoda, Plagiorchiida, Echinostomatidae. The record is from the annotation of a GenBank genome assembly.
AUGAAGAAUUCAAUGGAUGCGUUUGUCAAGUCGUUUUUGGCCGUAGAUAAAGAUGGAAGUGGGAAGAUUACAAUGGAUGAAUUGACUCACUAUGUGGAAGAGAACCACAUGGACUCAAUGAUGGUUACGAGGUGGAUGCAGCUGUUUGAUCCGGACAAAACGGGCUAUAUUACAUUGGAAAAUUUCUGUGACAAAUUGGGCUUGAAACCGGAGGAAAUUAAAAAACAGCAAAUGGAAUCUGUCGAGUCCAGACCUCUCCCAUCCGAUGUCUAUGUUAUCUAUGAUAAACUGCCCCUGAAGGAUCAGUGGAUACUAUGCGAGGAGACCAAAAGAUUAGUUCGCAACCUGAAAGAAGACGAGGACAGAACUGAAUUAUCGCGUCAGCUGAAGAACUUUGCCGAUGAACGACUGGGUCCACAUUGGCAAGUGGCCAUUGUUGAGGGCAGCUAUUGGAUCACGUUCUCCCAUCUGCCAGAACAUUCAUUCCAGUUCGCCUACGAUGGUCAUGCAUAUCUGUUCUGGAAAAUACCCGCGUAA